Colletotrichum karsti is the source of this 1977-nucleotide messenger RNA. RefSeq names its product alkaline phosphatase. Gene Ontology annotation, molecular function: alkaline phosphatase activity. Lineage: Eukaryota; Fungi; Ascomycota; Sordariomycetes; Glomerellales; Glomerellaceae. The transcript has 4 exons. Bases 1 to 1977 code for a protein of 658 amino acids. Gene Ontology annotation, biological process: dephosphorylation. The record is from RefSeq and is a predicted model, not a curated record.
AUGUCCCUCCUCGCCUUGGCCCUCCUGGCAUCCGCCCCGUUGGCCCUUGCCCAAACCUUCCAACGUCUCGGCGCCUGCCCCGAUCUCGGCUGCGUCUUCCCUCCAGACCAAGCCAACUUCCUCCCGGGCCAAAAGUUCGACAUCCGCGUCGAGGUCCACGCCCCCGUCAACGGCACCGAGGCCUUCAACGGAGGCGUCCCGGACCCCGGCUUCGCCCUUUCCAUCGCGAGCAACAGCGAGCCCGACGGCAAGUCCGUGGCCGAGUUCUUCGGUCUCGAUGAAGAGCCGGGGCUCGAGACGUGGACGUUUUCAUGGUACGAGGACUUGUUCGCGUCCGACGCGGGGAACCGGUCCGUUGUCAACGUCGCCUCGAAGGCGUACCGCGACCUCUCGCUGUACGAGCCGGGGAAUUAUACCGUGGAGCUGAGCUACUAUAACGGCACGAAGAAGACGGUGGCGGAGUGGUUUGUGAGGCCUCUUGCUGAGGAGAAGAAGGCGAAGAAUGUGAUCAUGUUCAUCGGGGAUGGAAUGACUACGAACAUGAUCACGGCCGCGCGCCUCUUGGGUCAUAAGAGCGUGAAUGGCAAAUACCAGUCCAGGAUGCAGAUGGACGAGUUCCCGAUUCUGGGGCAUCAGAUGACGCAUUCCGUCGACAGCUUCGUAACGGAUAGCGCCAACUCAGCGUCGGCUCUAUACUCAGGACACAAGGGAACAUCGGAUUCCAUGGGUGUGUACUCGGACUCAUCCUCGGAUGACUUUGACGAUCCGAAAGUUGAGACUAUCGUCGAGAUGGUGACACGUAUCUGGGGAUCUGCUUGGGGAGCAGUAACAACCGCAGCCCUCGACGACGCAACUCCAGCCGCCCUUACAGGCCACAGCAGGUCUCGAUCCAACGCGGGCUCCCUAGUCGACCAAGCCCUCAACGGCAUGACAAACUACUCAUGGAGCGCCCACCCCGGACCUGACGUCUACUUCGGCGGUGGCGCCUCGACCUUCCUACCCGGUUCAUCGUCAUACCUCGGCAAAGAUUACUACGACGAGUUCCGCAAGCAAGGCUAUUCCGUGAGCUGGAACGCUACCUCCCUCCGCGACGCGCCCGUCGACACCCCUGCGCUGGGCGUCUUCUCCAUGUCCCACCUGCCCGUCUGGCUCGAUAGAAACAUCCUGACAGACAAUAUCGCCGACCUGGACACACAUCCCUCCGGAGACGGAUCCGCGCCGCUCGACCUUCCGGGGUUGAAGGACAUGACUCUGAAAGCAAUCGACAUCCUGCUCGAGCGCAGCAACGAGACAGGCUUCUUCCUCAUGUCCGAGGGCGCGUCGAUCGAUAAGCAAAUGCACGCUCUCGACUACGACCGCGCGCUCGGCGACCUGCUCGAAUUCGACGACACCAUCCGCGCCACGGUGAAGAAACUAAAGGAGGCCGGCGAGCUGGAGCAGACGCUCAUCGUCGUGACGGCCGACCACGGCCACGGCUUCGACGUGUUCGGCGUCGCGGACACCAAGUACCUCGCGGCGCAGGACACGGAUCGCAAGAAGCGCGACGCCAUCGGCAUCUACGAGCGCUCCGGCCUGUCGCACUACACGGUCGAGCGCCCCGACGGGAUCGAGUACGGGACCGGACCGCACUUCCCCAUGAACUGGAGUCCCCGGUAUGCCAUCGCGCCGGGUUUCGGCGCCAGCCCCGAUCGGAGGGAGAACUACCGGCUGCACGAGUCGCCUCGCCGCGUGGUGGUGAGCGACCCGGAGGAUGGCUACGUCGCGAACCCCGAGGAUGGGGAGGAUGGGUUCUAUGUGCAGGGGACGCUGCCUGUGUCUUCUUCGUCGGGUGUCCAUUCCAUCACGGAUGUGCCGCUGUUUGCCAUGGGUCCUUGCGAGAGGACGUUCGCGGGCGUGUAUGACAACACUGAUGUGUUCUUCAAGAUUGCCUCGUGUCUUGGCCUCGGUCAGUCGUCGGCGACGCCUCAGAAGCGGUAG